CUGUAUUAUUUUUCAGGUCAUGCCCUGGACUGCUAUUACUGCACUAACAUAAUAGACAAUAAUAAUGAAGACUGUAUGAAUCCAUAUACCUGUGAUGACAAUGACCUUCCAAACAAUGGUUCUUAUGAAGCCUGUGCUACAUUGACUUAUUACGCUGAUGGUCUGUACAUUGUAAAAGGAUGUUACCGAAGUACUGAAAAUACUGAUCUUUGGACCUACAGUGAUUGUAUUGGAGAGAGAAUUGCGUUAUUAGCUUACGAAUGUAAUCUAGAACACGAUGGAUGGCGAUGUCUUGAAUGCUGUACAGAAGAUCUUUGCAAUGAGAGUGGUGUUUCCAUGACAACCUACAGUGCAACAACCCUUCUUUUCAGUUUGGCGGUAUAUUUAAAACUACAUACAUAAAUGAUGUAUCGUUCAUGUCAGUUCACAUCGUUGGAGUAACUAAGGUCUAGACAAAUAUAUAUAUAUAUAUAUAUAUAUAUAUAUGUUUGUAGUCAUUACACGCGUGAGAUAAAAUGGAAACCAAAUUGAUUAUUGAGCUAACUUUUUGUUACUGUACAUGUAAUUGUAUUCGUUAUCAAAUGUGAUUUUUUUCCAGUAAUUGUCGAGGUAAACUCUGUGCAGAUAGACUUUUUAAAAAUUUGCCACAAGUGCCUUUAACAAUCUAAAAUAAACGCGAGUUAUGUCUGAUUAUAUAAAAGCAAACACAAUGGUGCAAUGUGUGUCUUUGCAUUACGGUGCUCUACUCAAAUUCACAUUACGUGUGUGUUACCCCACAACAUUCAUAAUUGAACGUAAUUAUGCUAUGUCUAUAUUAUUUAUUGACUACAAAAAAAAAUGCAAUGUAAAUAAA
Saccoglossus kowalevskii is the source of this 853-nucleotide messenger RNA. RefSeq lists its product as uncharacterized. Lineage: Eukaryota; Metazoa; Hemichordata; Enteropneusta; Harrimaniidae. The record is from RefSeq and is a predicted model, not a curated record.